UAAAUCCUUAUACUUCAACACGUGUACUAGUGCUCCCUCGACCUGAUAUCAUGGCGGUAAUGUUAGGCGCCCGGAAUUCGUUCUCUGCUCUCGUAGUUGACCAACGAAGGAUCGGCGCCAGUAAGGGAAGAAAGCGUUCCCUCCAAUUGGCGCGGAGGAAAAAUUUCUCGUUGGCGCCAAGAACCAAGCGGCUUUUAGUUGCAGCAGCAGAAAUAGGAGAUUCUCGGGAGGGAGAUUUCUGGUCCGGCCAAGCCAGAAAGUCAGAAACCCGGCCCCAUAAACUUCUCGAUCAAAUUAGUUCCGACUGGUUUCCACCUGGAAUGGAUUUGGAUGAGAAUAUCGCAGAAAUAGACAAAGACAAGGGCCACAAUUGGACAUUAUGUGUGCAUUCUUUCAAUGAUUUAACCCAUGUCUCCCCGGUGGUAUUCGUAUACCUGUUGAAAGAGUCUUAUUUCUACGGCACAAUUAAGGCGACAACAAAGUUCCAAGCCCUUCAACAUCAAGUAUAUCUUGUGUUGCAUAAUGAUCCAAAACCUGGACCAGCUGCUUUUGUUGUACGGUGCUUAUACGUGUCACCUCUAUAUAAUGAUUGUAGUAGUGGCUUCAGUCAUUUGAUUAUAUCUGCCCUUGGUCGUUUCUUGAAAAAAGCAACCACUUCAGAGGGCUCCUUGGAAGCAAAAGACUUGGCUACCCAUUUGUUCAUUGACAUUGUUGGGGGCCAGGUCUUUCACGAUGAAAAGAUUAUUGUUAAAAUAUUAGAAACUUUUUAUAUUAAACUAACAGAUAUUGAGAAAGUCAUGUUCCAAAUGAAAGCAAAGCAUGGCUCAAGCCAUGUUACAGCAGAAGACUUAAUGAAGCAGUAUAUCUUUGAAUUGGUAGAAUCCCAACUGUACAUGACAGCUGUCUCUCUGAUGGAGCGCUUGUCAAUCUCUUGUUUUGGGAAGUCUUUUCUCCUUAGUAUGAUACAGACCUAUCAGUUUAAAGCAGCAGAAAAAUGGGCAACAUUUAUGGGGAAGCCAAUGUUACGUGCGCUUGUUGAGGAGUACUGUGAGAGGAACUUGCUAAAGAAUGCCUAUAAUAUUAUAAAGAUGAACAAUCUGCAGCAAGAUUUUCCAGAUGUAUAUCAAAAGCGUAAAGAAAGUUCAAUAAAGAAGCUAGCACAAAAAGGAUGUUGGGAUGUGGCUGAGGCAAGAACAAACGGUGAUAGACAGCUUGUUGAAUAUUUGGUUUAUUUGGCAAUGGAAGCUGGAUACACAGAGAAGAUUGAUGAACUGUGCAAUCGGUACUCCCUUGAAGGGAUAUUGCAGAAAGUACCUGAUAAAAGUAUUCAACACAGGCGUUAUUUGCAUCUUGAUGAGCUGCUUGUCGAAGACAUUAUCUGGGUUGAUGAAUAUAAAGGUUUGCUUGAUGCAACUAGUCACAUUGAGGGUUGUAAAGUUAUAGGCGUUGAUAGUGAAUGGAAACCUAAUCAUGCAAAAGGCAGCAAGCCAAAUAAGGCUUCUAUCUUGCAAAUUGCUUCUGAAAGGAUGGUUUUCAUCUUUGAUCUGAUAAAGUUACACCAAGACGUGCCUGAUAUUUUAGACAACUGUCUGACCCGCAUUUUGCAGUCACCAACAAUGUUAAAACUAGGGUACAAUUUCCAAUGUGAUAUAAAGCAGCUUUCUCAUUCAUAUGAAGAGCUAAAAUGCUUCAAGCACUUUGAAUUGUUGUUGGACAUUCAGAAUGUUUUUAAAAACCAUCAUGGUGGUUUAUCUGGGCUUGCAGAGAAAAUACUGGGAGCUGGUCUAGACAAGACAAGACGGAACAGUGAUUGGGAGCAGCGACCUUUAAGCCAAUAUCAAGAUGAGGGGAUAACUUCUGUGUUAUUUCCUGAUCUGAUAAAGAGUAUUGAGUGUCUCAACAAGCUAAAGCCGGUACUGGAUGUGCAGCUAGAAUACGCUGCCCUUGAUGCUGCUGUACUCAUUCGCAUACUCAGCCAUGUUUCUGGUGAAGGAGAUGACAAGCUUGAUUGGAAGUUGUAUAUCGAGCGCCAUACCAGAGGCACCAAGAAAUCCAAGAAGUUAAAUUGAGGCCAACAAGUGCUGAUUCUCAGCUUCAAGGCUAAGUUGAGACCAAUAGAUUCGAUCAUCUAACAAACACAGACAUCGAAAUGUAAUUUUUGGAAGGUGUAAGAACUGGGAGAUAUAGGAUUUUUUUUUUAAAAAAAGAAAAUAAUGAAUAUACUUGGCAUUUUAAAAAAAAUGUACAAUUAUUAGUUUCUAUAAUUUUAUCGUAUUUUAAUUUUAGUUCUUGUAAUUUGUGUUCAA
Prosopis cineraria is the source of this 2306-nucleotide messenger RNA. RefSeq lists its product as uncharacterized. The transcript has 13 exons. Gene Ontology annotation, biological process: nucleobase-containing compound metabolic process. Lineage: Eukaryota; Viridiplantae; Streptophyta; Magnoliopsida; Fabales; Fabaceae. The record is from RefSeq and is a predicted model, not a curated record. Gene Ontology annotation, molecular function: nucleic acid binding; 3'-5' exonuclease activity. Bases 51 to 2069 code for a protein of 672 amino acids.